AUGGCUCCACCACCCAAACCCAACGCCGCCCGCGCCAAAAACCCAAUCCACCACGAACGCCACAUCCGCGUCAUCGCCGUCGGGGCGGGCGCCUCAGGACUAGUCCUCGCGUACAAGCUGCAGCGGUCCUUCCGCAACUACAGCCUCACCAUCUACGAAAAGAACGCCGACGUCGCGGGCACCUGGCACGAGAACCGCUACCCGGGCUGCGCGUGCGACGUGCCCGCGCACUCCUACUCGUACUCGUUCUGGCCGUAUCAGAAACCGGACGUCGCGCCGACGCACGUGUACGCGAGCAGUGCGCAGAUCAAGGCGUAUUUCAAGGGCUUCGCGGACGCGUUCGGGUUGGAGAAGUACGUGAGGUUGCGGACGGCGGUGGUUGGGGCGAGGUGGGUGGAUGAUGGGGUUAAGGAAGGUGGGAAGGUGGGGUGGGAGGUGGAGUGGCGGAAUGAGGGGACGGGGGAGACGGGGAGGGAUGAGUGCGAUGUUUUGGUUGAUGCGACGGGGUUUUUGAAUGAGUGGGAGUGGCCGAAAGUUCAGGGCUUGGAGAAGUUUGAGGGGAGGUUGAUUCAUACGGCGGAUUGGCCGGAGGACUUUGACUUUCGCGGGAAGGAUGUUGGGUUGAUUGGGAAUGGGUCCUCGGCCAUCCAGGUUCUGCCGGCUAUACAACCACACGUCAAGAGCCUGACGACAUUCAUCCGAUCUCCCACCUACAUUGCACCACCAAUGGGCACUUCGGAUCAGAGGGAGUACACCGAGGAAGAGAAACAGGCAUUCAAAAAUCAGCCAGGAGCCCUACUGAAACACAGGAAAGAAAUGGAAGAUGGAUUGAACAAAUACUUCGCUGUCUUUAAGAAAGACUCCGCCGAGCAAGCCACCUUCCAUGCCGCUAUCACCAACUUGAUGCGCACCAGACUCACCUCACGCCCAGACCUCAUAUCCGCACUGAUCCCCAGCUGGAGCGUCGGCUGCCGACGCUUCACGCCCGGCCCAGGCUACCUCGAGGCCCUCCAAGCGCCCAACGUCCGCGCCAUCCUCCCACCCUCCCCCUCCAACCCCACCAGCAGCGGCGACGUCGUCAGCAUCACGGCGACGCACGUCACCACCGCCGACGGCGCGCAGCACGGGCCGUUCGACGCGCUCAUCUGCGCCACGGGCUUCAACACGUCGUUCCGGCCGCGCUACUCGGUGCUCAACACGGUGACGAACCGCAACCUGCAGGACGAAUGGGGCGUGAACGACGACGCGCGCGGCUACAUGGCCGUCGCGGCCGCGGGCUUCCCCAACUACCUGUCCGUCUUCGGGCCCUCGAGCCCGACGGGCAACGGCGCGAUACUGUCGGCGCUCGAGGCGCAGGUCGACUACAUCCUCGCGUUCCUCGACCGCUUCCAGACCGAGAACAUCAGGUCCUUCGCGCCGAAGCAGCAGGCUGUUGACGACUUUAAUGAUCAUGUCGACGCGUUCAUGGCGCGCAUGGUGUGGAGUGAGGACUGUCGAAGCUGGUAUAAGAACCACUCGGUGUCCGGCCGCGUCACAGGGUUGUGGCCUGGCAGCAUGCUGCAUUUCAGAGAGGCAAUUAAGGAGCCGCGGUGGGAUGAUUGGGAGAUUGUGUAUGACGGGAAUAGGUUUGCGUGGCUGGGGAACGGGUUCAGUCAGACAGAGGUGGAUCCGGAAGGCGAUGUGAGCUGGUAUAUCAGCGAGAAGGAUGAUAGCGAGUUUGCGAGUAGGCGGUUGCGGAGGCAGGCGUUGACCGGGAAGAAGAAGGAGCCAGAGUUGGUGAAGGCAAAAUUGUAG
Messenger RNA from Lasiodiplodia theobromae, 1794 nucleotides. RefSeq names its product FAD/NAD(P)-binding domain-containing protein. The transcript is spliced from 3 exons. The record is from RefSeq and is a predicted model, not a curated record. Bases 1 to 1794 code for a protein of 597 amino acids. Lineage: Eukaryota; Fungi; Ascomycota; Dothideomycetes; Botryosphaeriales; Botryosphaeriaceae.